UGACUGUAGAGCUUUGUAUUCUGACAGUGUAGAAAGGACGCGUUUCAAUGCUGAUCACAUUAAUUUAAGAUAACUGGGAGCUUUAUUACAGGACCAUGAGCCGUGGAUCUAAAGCUAAAGUGGAGAGCGCCCGGAGCUCUCUGCUGAGCUUACAGGAGAACGAUAAGUUGGAGGAGCUGCUGGGCAGAAGGUGUGCUUCCAUGUGCACUGCAGUAGCACAGCUGUUCAUGGCUCUGCCUCACAGUCCAUCCACAUGGAGCUUGCAGCACACUGGAGUGGUCUGCCUCGUCAAAGACAACCCUCAGCGCUCCUAUUUCAUAAGGAUGUUUGAUUUGAAGACAGGGAGGCAGGUUUGGGAGCAGGAGCUCUACAACCAAAUUAUUUACUCCUCGCCACAGCCAUACUUUCAUACCUUUUCAGCAGAUGAUUGUCAAGUCGGGCUGAACUUUUCUGUGCAACAGGAAGCAGACGCCUUCCAAAAUGCUGUCGAGGAGAAAAUCAACCAAAGAAACAACCGUCAAGACAAGAAACAGCGCCCCCCGCCACCUAGCGAGAGAGGUUCCCUGCCUCCAGUCCCACCUGAAAAAGCAUCAUCUGGUGGCCCUGGUUCAUUCCAAAUGGCCACAGUGGACAUCCAAAACCCAGACAUCAAUUCUUCCCGCUACCGCUCUUUGCCUUCACCUACUGCUGCUUCCUUAAGUCUGACCAACAAAGGAAAGAAAGAUAAGAAGGAUAAGAACAAGAAAAAGGGCACCAAACUCUCUAAAGCAGACAUAGGGGCACCCAGUGGAUUUAAGCAUGUUUCUCAUGUCGGCUGGGAUCCCAAUAACAUUGACCCUGACCUGUGGAAGCUGCUCUCCCAAGCUGGCAUCAGUGAAGCUGAGAUGAGGGAUGAAAAGACCUCGCAGCUCAUCUAUAAUGUCAUCGAGCAGUCUGGAGGCAUGGAGGCGGUCAAAAGGGAGGUGAACAGAGCAGGUUCUGGACCUCCACCUGGCAGACAAGGACCUCUGCCUCCUGUGCCAGGCUCUAGUCCCUCUGCUCCGAACCCUCCACCUCCACGAGGCCGCUCUGGCCCCCUGCCUCCCAUCCCAGGCCAAACAGGCCAGUCACAGCGAGGGAGCCUAUCCCCAAAUCAGCCACCAACACGUGCAGGCGUGCCACCCCCACCUCCUCCAACAAGCAGGAGUGGUCCUCCACCGCCACCCCCACCAGCACACUCUGCAUCUUUCCCCACACCCCCAUCCUCAAAGUCCUCUCAUGUCCCACCCCCGACCUCCUCCCACAACCUGCCACCUCCCCUGCCACCAUCUAGCCAACAGCGAUCUGUGGGUUUCCCACCUCCUCCUGUCCCAUCUACACCAAGCAGAGGAGGUGGGGGAGGCCCUCCACCUCCUCCUCCACCCCCUCCACCUCCCCCUCCCCAAACCUCUAUUUCUUCAGAUUUCCCACCACCUCCUAAUCUCUCCUGCGGCCCACCAUCACCUGCUGCUCCAUCCUUUGGAGGAGGAGACAGCAGAGGAGCUCUGCUGGAUCAGAUCAGACUGGGGAAGAAGCUCAAAAAUGUAACAGACAGUCCUGAUCAAGCUCCACCUGCACCAUCAGACUCAGGUGAGGGCAUCGUUGGUGCUCUCAUGAUGGUCAUGCAGAAGAGGAGUAAAGUCAUCCAUUCCUCUGAUGAAAGUGAAGAUGAGGGUGGAGAUGAAGAUGAUGAUGAUGACGAAUGGGAUGACUGAGUUCAACUGAUUUUAGUCAAAAACCGCUGAACCACAAUACUGUUAAAUGUUUUUGAAUUUCAGGUUCAAUAACUGCAAACUGUAAUAUGACUUGUAUAUGAAACUGUGUGGGUGAUUAAAUCAACACAUAAUUAAAUAUAAAGGAUUUGAAGGUGAAAGAACACAA
Micropterus dolomieu (smallmouth bass) is the source of this 1899-nucleotide messenger RNA. Its product is annotated as wiskott-Aldrich syndrome protein-like. NCBI's taxonomy places the organism in Eukaryota, Metazoa, Chordata, Actinopteri, Centrarchiformes, Centrarchidae. Gene Ontology annotation, biological process: actin filament organization. Bases 96 to 1733 code for a protein of 545 amino acids. The transcript is spliced from 11 exons. The record is from RefSeq and is a predicted model, not a curated record. Gene Ontology annotation, molecular function: actin binding.